AUGGACGGCCUCUUUUCAUCGUCGGCUAGCGAAGCGAUAGGUUUCACGCCGGCGUCGGGCCUCGCGACGUGCGCGGGAUCCGUGCAAAACCUCCCAUAUACGCAACGCAAGCCCCGCGACGCACACCGCGAGCACGGCGAUCCCGCGUCGCACGAGACCUUGAUACGAGCGCACGCAUCGCAAGCCCGCACCUUUCUCCCGCGCUUCGCGUCAGGCACGGGGCGGUCGCCUCGGGCGGCACAGGUUUUGGCGUGCCGCUUGGCGCCGUCGACGCGGCGAAACUCUUUCCCGCAAAAGGGGCACCCGUUCGGGCGGGAUGGCGCUGGAGCCAAUGAGCCCGUAAACAGUCGACAAAAGUGCACCCUGCAGCUCCAUCAGCGAGUCGGCAGCUUUCGAGAGAAAGCAGACCUACCAACCUUGUUGAGCAUGUCUGGUACUACUUCCACAUCCAUCCUCCGAAUAACGAGCCUUCGACUGAUACUUUUGGCGUUAAAUCAUAGGACCGGCAUCGAUAACCUCGUCAGCUGGGCGCGAAAUGGGUCCAUGUGGCCCCUCACCUUUGGCCUCGCCUGCUGCGGCAUCGAAAUGAUGCACGCCUCCAUGCCCCGCUACGACCAAGAUCGCCUCGGCAUCAUCUUUCGAGCCUCCUCGCCAGGCGGACGUGAUGAUUGUUGCCGGUACGGUAACGAAUAA
Parascedosporium putredinis is the source of this 693-nucleotide messenger RNA. NCBI's taxonomy places the organism in Eukaryota, Fungi, Ascomycota, Sordariomycetes, Microascales, Microascaceae. The record is from the annotation of a GenBank genome assembly.